Messenger RNA from Musca domestica (house fly), 1617 nucleotides. RefSeq lists its product as uncharacterized. The coding region runs from base 290 to 862 and encodes 190 amino acids. NCBI's taxonomy places the organism in Eukaryota, Metazoa, Arthropoda, Insecta, Diptera, Muscidae. The record is from RefSeq and is a predicted model, not a curated record. The transcript is spliced from 5 exons.
UUCCUCAGUAAAGUAUGUGGGAGCUUCCGUUCUCAUUUACACGGUUGCACACUUGGAAGCACCACGAAGUUAAGAUCGUUAAUGUUCGUAUCUAUUGUUUGAAAAUAUGCAAUUAGGAUCUCACUUGCAUGCUCUCGAGUUAUUAUUCGAUUAUGUAAUCAGUUUGUGAUUUGAUUGUGAUGUGGACGGACGUCUCUACGCACGUGUGAAGAUUUAUAACGGGAUAUUUUUUGUGUGUCCUUUUUUUUUUGUUGUUGUGGAGCAAAACUGUUUUUUAAUAAAGUUGAAUAUGCCUCUACCAAAAAGAAAUAAACAGCCAAUCCCGCAGAAUUCCCAAGAUGACAAAAUUCUGCAAAAGUUAAACGAUAUUUAUGAAAAUGUCCAAGAGGCUUUUGAACUUAAUGGGAGUGAAAUAUCUAAUUUAAACCACAACGUAAAAAUGCUUCAAGACUUGGUUUCCAAUCAAAAUGAGGCGAUAUCGGCCCUUCGAACUGAAAUUAGUAAACUUAAAGCAUGUUCUGAGAAUCAAUAUCUCAUAAUUACUGCACUACUAUCAGAAAUCAACGUUAUAUUGAAAACCCACCUAACCCCAGGACUUGAAAAACAGAAGUAUAAAGAAUUGUUUCCAAUAAGAACACAGGAGGAACUCGAAGCUGUUGAAAAUGAAAUAAACAAUGAAAAUGUUGGAUUAAUGAUUGCGACCAUAAAAAGUAUUUUAGGCUCUGGGAAACUACAAAGUAACUUUAGGGAACUAAUUGAUAUGCCUUUACUGUUGGAGUAUAACGUAUUUGGUCUGCAAGGCCUAAAACGAUUACCUAAUUAUGAAAAGUUUACUGGCGCCAUAUAUCGUAAGUUUAGUUGAAUUGUGUCUGACUGCAUUUAUUAUUUGUUUCACAGAUGCUGUAGGUUCGGAAUUUGCCACCAAUAAGGAAUUCUUUAAACAUUUGAGCAAGGCCGUUCGACUCGUGAAAAACCUUUACUAUAAAAACAAUUCAAGCAAAAAGAAGCAAAAUAAUGAAGAUAUCGAGGGAGAAAUAUAAACUUAUAUCGAUUUAUCGAAUUUUUAGAAUUAUAUAACAAGUUCCUACCAUAUUCUGUACCUCACUAAUUAUAUAAUAUGAAUUUUAAUGUUUUUUCUUGUACAAAGAAAUUGUUUUUGAAGUAAUAAAAUUUAUAUUUUUUUAAUUUUAAACUCUGUUUUAUUUAUGGAUGAAAAGGGUGUGCUUCGGCAUUGUCUUUCUUUCUGCGCAUUUAACGGCGCUGUAAAAAGAAAAACCUUUCCUCGAUGUUGCUUAAUAAACGCAUUUUUCUGCAAGGAAUUCACUCUUUCCGUGGCGGGCUUUCGUUUGCGCUGUUCAGGAUAAAUAAAGGAUGCGCAUUUUCGCGGGACAUUUCUUUAUAUUUUCACCAGUGAAUUCUGCGCUAUAGCUAGCGCUACCAUGUCUAAUGUAGAAAAUCUUCGUUUACAACAGUGAGGAAUUUUCCUUGGGUUUUUUGCUGGGUCUUAAAUGUACUUCAAUUGUUUAAUGCUAAAAUUGACAAUGACUCACUCUAGAUGUGUUACAGAAACAUGUGCAACCCCCAUUUUCUACAUUAGACAUGGUAGCGCUAGCUAUA